UACAUCCCUCAGUCGGGAGUAGGACAGAGAGGUGGUCACAGCUCUGCGUCAGUAUCUCUCUCCAAAAUAAUCAUUCAUGAAACAGCUGACAACGCACUUGGUGAAAGCAGUGAAGCAGAAGUGAGGAUCACCAGGUUUGAACACGUCUUGGAUGAUCCGUUGCUAAAGUGGUGCUAGACAAAUACAAACACAAAACACACAACUCGUGCUUCCCAAGACUGCUGAAAUCGACAGCAUGUACGAACUCUCUCAUAUAGACUUGGACCUGGAGUUGUCCAGUCCCGUGCACGGGAACGAAGAAAACAACUUGGCCAUGAGUCCGAUGAGCCCAUCUUCUUCACAAGCCGACAUGAUUUUUGGCAGCACGAAAGUCAACCGAAACUCAUCCACUCCUUACACAGACGCAACUCAGACCAAAAAACAGUCGCCUCAUCACAUCAAGCGACCUAUGAAUGCGUUUAUGGUAUUUUCCCACAUGGAACGGAAGAAGAUCAUUGAGCAGCAGCCAGACAUCCAUAACGCCGAAGUCUCCAAAGCACUUGGCAGAAAAUGGAAAGAUCUCAUGGACGAGGAGAGGGAACCUUAUAUUCAGGAAGCCGAACGUCUUCGACUUCUACACAUGCGCCAAUACCCGGACUACAAAUAUCAACCUCGAAAGAGAGCCUCCAAACCAAAGAGCCCAAUUUCCUCGGAAAACAAGAUCACCAAGUCUCCAAGUCCACGGAAGAGUCCGCAUCAGAAGCUGUUCUCCCGAGUGAAAUCGGACGGAGAGUUCACUGGACUCAUUGGCACCUUCGGAGGGUCUUCAUUUGUCAACUCGUCACGAGUCAAGUUCUCGCCGUCGAAGAAAUGUGCAUUAGCCAAUGUGGACCACAAUCGACUGAAUCUGCGUCUCACCAUUGACUCCAAGUUCAAGGCCAGGCUGAGGCAGAGUCAAGAGGCACAACAGCUCCAGCCCAUGUCAAAUCUGGCCGAAGCCGCCAUGGAGAUCGAGCAACAAAAUCAGCCGGCCGUCAAACCUCAGCCUUCAUUAGUGGUUCAAUAUUGUCCGUCGUCACCCUUGAACCCUCCUUCGAGCCCCAUGAGCUCCACCAGCAUUAUUUCCUCGCCGGAGUACGCUUCAGCCUCGCUUUAUGACGAAUCAAAUGUGAUAAGGACCAAGUUCUGCUUGGACAGUGAGGCUCCAUCGACCAUGGCAAACCUGGACAAGCUAGAGGAUUUGUCCGAACUCCUUCAAAUCCCUCCAUCUGAGUUCGCUUUCGACUUGGGAGAUCUUUUUGGGAAUGCUGAUCAGGAUUCGUCAGGGUCUAUUUUGGGCACCCUGGCCCAUUGACCCCAGGCUAACCAGUUCAAAAACAAUGGGGCAUUCACUUUAAAGUUAAAUCCCGACCAACCACAACAUUUCUUCUCUUAAUUCCUGUGAUUUAGAAUGUAUUCUGUCUAUAUUUACCCAGAUAGUUUAGUUUCAAUUAUUCUCUUAUAAACGUUCUUUUCAGUUUCUCUUUUAAUCCUGUCUGUCUAGCGCACAAUAUUUCAUUUUCUCCGUUUUGUAUUUGUUGAAGAUCAAGCUUUAUAUUCACCGUUUUCUUCUUUUACCCAAAAUAUAUUUAUUUCCAUUUCCACUUGACAUCCGAUGAGGCCCGCGAGUUCACAAUCUCGAGUGUCUGUUAUGUCAAAUCUCCCCCUCAAAACCCAACCCACGCCAACCAAGGGUGGUCAAUUGUCAACCCACUAAGAGGCCUUUUUGAAGACAAUUUGAUAUGUAAAUAAAUAUAAUUGA
Tigriopus californicus is the source of this 1780-nucleotide messenger RNA. Its product is annotated as sex-determining region Y protein-like. Gene Ontology annotation, molecular function: DNA-binding transcription factor activity, RNA polymerase II-specific; RNA polymerase II cis-regulatory region sequence-specific DNA binding. The record is from RefSeq and is a predicted model, not a curated record. Bases 236 to 1333 code for a protein of 365 amino acids. NCBI's taxonomy places the organism in Eukaryota, Metazoa, Arthropoda, Copepoda, Harpacticoida, Harpacticidae. Gene Ontology annotation, biological process: anatomical structure morphogenesis; regulation of DNA-templated transcription; cell differentiation. The transcript is spliced from 2 exons.